AUGAACAUUCUCUCUAAAAUCCUCAAUCUUGCUGCUGCUAGAGGAAUUUUUGGAUAUCAUCCAAAAGGCAAGAAGUUAUGUAUCACUCAUCUAUCUUUUGCUGAUGACCUUCUAAUAUUUUGCAAAGGUAAUCUUGAGUCUAUUGUUGGUGUUAUCAGUGUUCUCAACCACUUCUAUUCCCUGUCUGGCCUUAGUCUUAAUGUCAAUAAGAUUGAAUUCUAUGUUGCUAGAAUUUAUACUGGAACUCUUGAAUCUAUCAAAUCUGCCACUGGAUUUAAACAAGGUUUUCUGCCAGUUAGAUACCUUGGAGUUCCUUUGGUCACUAGGAAACUUACUAAAAUAGAUUGUUUUCCUCUUCUUGACAGCUUCAAAACUAGACUUCACCAUUGUUCAUCAUUCCCCAAAAGGUUAUCAAUCGUCUUGAGCAGCUUUGCUCUCGUUUCCUUUGGAAAGGAUUCGAUAAAGCUGUCAAAUGAGCCAGGAUUAGCUGGAAUAGACUAUGCUGCCCCAAAUCUGAAGGAGGCCUUGGUUUGA
This is a messenger RNA of Hibiscus syriacus, 534 nucleotides long. RefSeq lists its product as uncharacterized. The record is from RefSeq and is a predicted model, not a curated record. NCBI's taxonomy places the organism in Eukaryota, Viridiplantae, Streptophyta, Magnoliopsida, Malvales, Malvaceae. Bases 1 to 534 code for a protein of 177 amino acids. The transcript is spliced from 2 exons.